UGUACCCUGGAUAAUGGCAAACACUGCGUCACGACACCAUGGCAUACAUUGGCAGGGGAGGCCAAGAUUCAGCAAGAAUUUGAGUUGAUUGCCGAUGCGGAUCUCGAGUUCAUCUUGACGCUGCAAGCGAAGUACGAGCCUCCCAUGUCUCCCAAGAAGCCAGCUUCUACACUCGGCAGGCUGCUGCAGUCGCCUAGGAAGCACAAGUUGACUGGCAGUGUGACGAGUCUGUCAUUGGCUGGGUAUGUCGCUGCAGAUGGUUCGUUUGCCCGUGCAUACUUGGCACUUUCAACAUUUGUCAACAAGGCUUAUGGCAGGCCGCACUCCAUGGUUGUACCGGUUCUGAAUGAAUGGGCCAUUGAAGCAACAGGUCUCGCGAGUACAAGCAAGGGUACACCAACACGUCGUCGCAAACCGUACAAGAUUGGUGAGAUUGAGUUACAAGUCCUGUACGUCCCACCCGUGGAAGCCAACGACUUGCCAUUUUUGCCAACGAGUUUGGGUCAAGCGGUUCGUGAUAUGCGUGAUGCAGCCUGGCACACAACUCAAUCGUGUACUGGCUUUCUGUCUCAACAAGGUGGUGAUUGUCCGUACUGGCGCAGACGACAAUUCAAGCUCGUUGGCAGCAAAUUGACAGCCUAUCACAGCUCAACAGGUCAUAUCCGAGCCACCAUCAAUGUCGCCAAAGCAACACAUGUUACGUCCGAUGCAGCAGCAUUGACGGAGCCCGAUGUCGUGGUUGGCAAGGGAGAUCGUCAAACGCGUCGAAAAUCAGGCUUUGCUGAACGUGAAGAGGGGCAUUUGUAUGUCGCUGAGGGAUUCCGCUUACGAUUUGCCAAUGGUGAAGUGAUUGAUUUCUAUGCCGACAAUGCAGAGGAGAAGCAGAGGUGGUUGGAGGCGCUGACGGUGGUGGUGGAGCAACCGCCUAUCUUGAAGGCUUGGUCGAAGCGUAUUUUGGAGGCGGAA
Molecule: messenger RNA, 966 nt
Organism: Protomyces lactucae-debilis
Lineage: Eukaryota; Fungi; Ascomycota; Taphrinomycetes; Taphrinales; Protomycetaceae
Exons: 1
Molecular function (GO): GTP binding
Source: RefSeq, a predicted model, not a curated record